Acyrthosiphon pisum (pea aphid) is the source of this 770-nucleotide messenger RNA. RefSeq lists its product as uncharacterized. NCBI's taxonomy places the organism in Eukaryota, Metazoa, Arthropoda, Insecta, Hemiptera, Aphididae. The coding region runs from base 27 to 530 and encodes 167 amino acids. The record is from RefSeq and is a predicted model, not a curated record. The transcript has 3 exons.
AUACCCUGAAAAAGUAUAUACAAAAAAUGUCUAGCCAGUAUGGCUUUCAACAAGCUACUUUUGAUAUUUUGAAAAAAAAAUCUUCAACAAUGAAACCUGAAGAAAAACGAGGAACCUUACUUCUAGACGAAAUGAAGUUAAGUGAAUCUGUUUCAUUCAAUAAAAAAACGUUUGAAAUAAAUGGUCUAACAAAUUUAGGUGACUAUACUCCCGAGCAUCAAACAAAUAAAAAAGGAGACCAUGCAUUAGUCCUUAUGUUCCAACCAUUUCGUGGUAAAUGGGUGCAAUCUUUGGCAUGCUUUUUAAGUAAAGAUGUCAUAACGACUGAUGGUGCCACGUGGAACCGCAGUAUGUGGUCAAAAUUUGGUAUUUCUAAAGAAAAUAUAAGUUGUACGCACAUGCAUGAUGAAUCCAGAAGAUUAUGGUUCGUAUCUGAUUUCCCACACCUUAUAAAAAACAUGCGAAACUGUAAGGUUAAGCAAGAAGAGUUUUGGGUUAGUAUUUUUAUUUUAUACAUUAAACUUAAAUAGUAUAGACUGUAUCCAGUAUUCAUUCACAAUGUUUCUUAUUUUUAUUAUUAUUUGAAGUAUUAAAUCUUUACUUUGAAUUUAAUAUGUUUUAGACCCCAGAUGGAGUUGUUAAACUUAAGCAUUGUGAUGCUGUUUUGGCUUCAGAGAAUCAAUCUGGAUAUAAUUUAAAAAUUUGCCCAGGGCUUUAUGUAGAUGAUGUGCAUCCAAAGCCAUACCAAAAAAUGAACGUUGGCAGAGCAU